AUGCAAAAGUCACUCCUCCUGGUCUUCAUCCAUGGUUUCAAGGGUGGCGAUGAUACCUUCGGCAAAUUUCCAGAGCACCUGCGUGUUCUUGUUAGCAGGGCGCUUCCUGCUGUCAAGGUCACAACAGCUGUGUAUCCCAAAUAUGAGACGAGAGGUGAUCUGAAAGAAUGUGUGGGGAGGUUUCGGGAGUGGCUCCAAAAUACCGUUAUCGAUCUGGAAGUUUCAAACCAUACCGCGUCCCCAACCGUUGACCCGUCCGUCCAUAUCUUCCUCGUCGGACACUCCAUGGGAGGAAUUGUGGCAGCAGAGACGUUGCUAUUACUAGCAGACGAACAACCUAUCCCUCACAACCCAGGAUCUGAAUUUCAAUCCACAACCCAACCAGAUGAUCAUGCGCCUAUUGUGGAACCUGGCACCUUCAUGUUCCCUCACAUUCAAGGAGUCCUUGCGUUUGAUACUCCAUAUCUGGGCAUCGCUCCAGGAGUGGUAGCGCAUGGUGCAGAGGGACACUAUCGCAAUGCCACAACGGCCUACAAUACCUUUUCAGAAGUUGCAGGGAUUUUCGGCUACGGAAAGGACAAUGAAUCAGGAGGAGCCGCUUCUGCCACAGCCGCGAAAGAGCCACCCAAAGCUCUACCACCAUCCACCGAUGCUGCAGCAACACCAUCCUGGCAGCGAUGGGGUCGAUAUGCCAUGUUCGCUGGUGCCGCGGGUGCCGUGGCAGCUGGUGGCGCAGCUGCUCUGUACUCCCAGCGCCAGAAUCUGUCUGCGAGUGUUGACUGGGUAUCCUCGCAUCUCGCAUUUAUCGGUUGCCUAGCGCGGACAUCGGAAUUGGAACAACGGAUUUCGCGGCUGGCCCACGUAGAGGAGGAACGGGGCAUCGGCUGUGUCAACUUUUACACCUGUCUCGGGCAAGGAGCGGGGUCUUUAGUAGAGAACAUGGCGACGGGAAAGACAUCGUUCACUCAGAAUAUCAUUCGUUCGAAGAACAGAACGUUUUGCAAGCUUUCCCCCGAUGUGGACAGUGGCAAGGAAAUCGCAUCUUCAGGGCGGCCUGGACUUCGGUGGACAAAGGCCGUCAACGACCAGGCCACGGAUGAGGUGAAGGCACACAUCGCCAUGUUUCUACCCAAAGAGAACCCUGCAUUUUUCGACCUUCUCGGUGAGGCCUGCAAGACCUUGGUGGCAUCGAUCGACAAGGGCUGGUACAAUACGUCGAUGGUUCCGAACGAAAGGAACAACCCGAACAUCCAACCUGAAGAGCGUGCGCAAGGAAACGACGACUUCAUGGAUGCGGAUGACGUUGUUGUUGUGGACUGA
Molecule: messenger RNA, 1320 nt
Organism: Penicillium cinerascens
Lineage: Eukaryota; Fungi; Ascomycota; Eurotiomycetes; Eurotiales; Aspergillaceae
Exons: 3
Coding region: 1-1320 (439 amino acids)
Source: RefSeq, a predicted model, not a curated record